This is a messenger RNA of Perkinsus marinus ATCC 50983, 576 nucleotides long. RefSeq lists its product as hypothetical. NCBI's taxonomy places the organism in Eukaryota, Perkinsozoa, Perkinsida, Perkinsidae. The record is from RefSeq and is a predicted model, not a curated record. The annotation marks the transcript as partial. The transcript has a single exon.
AUGCCUAUCCAAUACCAGAAAGCUGACGGGUCCCAUUGUGAGUAUCGUACAAACUUUGAUGGAGAGGUGGAUCAACCAUCGACGGAGGAGUCGGAGCAUGAUGAGAACAGUGGUCUCCAUCAGCGUGAUGAACGUGAUAGUCGUCCUAGAGCAGUUGAUGUUGCAAACUUCCCUCUAGGAUGGUCUUUGGCUACUAGGCUGAUCCCAUCUGGUGCUGUGAAGCGAGAAUAUGACAUGUCAGCCAGCAGGCCGGGGUUGCCCCUUCAUGUAGUACGCCAUGAGGCUAUCAAGUUUUUCCAAGUGCUGAUGUCAAGUGAAACCCCUUAUUUCAAGUCUAUCGGCGAGGGUUGGGCCCUUAAUGGCUUUAUGUAUUGUCUCACCGAGGACGAUGAUGUUGGUGUAGUUGUUCGACAAUUGGAUGACUCGUCCACGUGCGGAGAUACAGCCCGAGUCAUGCUGAGUGUUGUUACCAGAGACUCCGAGAUGGAGAGCGGAAGUUCGGGUAAAAUAUCUGCAGCCAUCGAGGCAUGGGACUAUGCUCUGAGGCAGCUCGUCAACGGAGCAAGUGCACAGACG